Molecule: messenger RNA, 1209 nt
Organism: Hyaloscypha bicolor E
Lineage: Eukaryota; Fungi; Ascomycota; Leotiomycetes; Helotiales; Hyaloscyphaceae
Exons: 1
Coding region: 93-1082 (329 amino acids)
Biological process (GO): L-threonine catabolic process; glycine biosynthetic process
Cellular component (GO): cytosol
Molecular function (GO): L-allo-threonine aldolase activity
Source: RefSeq, a predicted model, not a curated record
GCGACGUAGUAACAACACCCACCCCCUCCAUGCUCUCCGCCAUCCAAAACUGCACCCUCCUCGACGACGUCUUCAUGGAAGACCCGACCACAAUGUCCCUCGAAUCCCACCUCGCAGCCCUCACCUCCCAAGAAGCCGCGCUCUUCGUCCUCUCCGGCACAAUGGGCAACCAGCUCGCUCUCCGCGCGCACCUAACACAACCCCCACAUUCCAUCCUCUGCGACUACCGCGCACACAUCCUCGAAUGGGAGGCAGGCGGGGCUGCUUCCCUUUCGCAGGCUUUGGUGAAAGGAGUGGUUCCGAAAAAUGGGGUAUACUUGACACUGGAAGAUAUCGAGAAGAAUGUCGUGCUUGGGGAUGAGAUACAUGGGUGUCCUACACGAGUUAUCGCGCUAGAGAAUACACUGGGCGGUACGAUCAUGCCGCUGAGUGAAGUGAAGAAGAUCUCGGCUUUUGCGAAAGAGCAUGGGAUUAAACUUCAUUGCGAUGGGGCGAGGCUUUGGGAGGCAAUUGUUGCUGGUGCGGGGUCGUUGCCGGAGUUCACCAGCCAGUUUGACAGCGUCAGUCUUUGUUUCUCAAAGGGACUUGGUGCUCCUGUUGGGAGUAUCUUGGUUGGAAGUAAGAAAUUUAUUAAGCAGGCGAGGUGGGUGAGGAAGAGUAUUGGUGGGGGGCUGAGACAGCCUGGUGUAGUUACUGCAGCGGCGCGGGUGGCUGUUGAUGAAACGUUUGGUAAAGGACCGAAUGGCGAAGGUGGCUUGCUCAAGCAAAGCCAUAUUACGGCGAAGAAGAUCGCGAAAAUGUGGACAGAGAUGGGCGGCAAGUUGGAUCAGCCGACGGAGACGAACAUGGUGUGGUUUAAUCUCGAGGACUUACAUAUUACAGGCGACGAGUUCGCGGCGAUUGGGAAGAAGCACGGCUUGAGAUUCUUGGCGGGAAGAUUGGUGGUGCAUUAUCAGAUCAGCGACGAGGCGGUUGAGAGGUUGGAGGGAGUGAUGAAGGAGGCUAUUGGUAGGAAGCACGCCAAUGGAAACGGGACAGCGCAUAAGAAGAGAAAGGUGGGAGAGAAGGCUUAUGGUACGUGAGAUCUAGCCCAUAGAUAAGGGCCACCUAGAAAGAGGAGAGCAUUAUUGAAACAUAGAAAUAUAUUUCAAGCGAUAGAAAUGUCAUGAAUCUGUCCACCGGGUCUUUGGUAGCCAAAGGGAUUCCGAC